CAAUUCUGCUUCGCCUCCCGCACAUUCCAUUAUUUAUACUGCGGGAUAGGUGUUUCUUCCUUUCUUCUUUUCUUCGAAUAUUAGACUUCUCUUCUUGAAUAUUAUUGACGCCUUGUCCAGCGUAUAACUACUAUAAUUCCUCUAGACCCUGUUCAUGCGCCCCUUGAAAUAUGUCCACAGAAUAUUGAAUAUCAAGCGAGCCCGGCGCGAUAGUUAAUAUAAUUACUAAAUUCAUUCCUCAUAUCCUUUAGCUCUGUUUUUCUCGCCCCAACCUCCUAUCCGUUAAAACCGGGCUGCUUUCCCCUCCUUAAAUGGCCGCCAUGGCCAUCCCACGCUCACUGCGCCGAACGAACCCUAUUACCCUCAUUCUAGCUGGUCUACUCACGGUUGGGUUCCUUUUCUUUAUCUUCUCUCCUUCGACUUCUGCCACUGCGUCCACUUUCCAAGAACGGAAAAACUAUGCGGCUGCGAGCGUUCUCUCUCCUCCUUCCAAACCCUUCUUCAAGGAAUCCCCGAUGAAAUCGAAUGGCCGUCCUGCGCCGCCCCCAGUCGUCCGAUAUAAUAUGAAUAACAACACUGCGACAACAGACUCGGUCAAAAACCAUGAGCGUGUGCUCAUUCUUACGCCGCUAGCUAGAUUCUACACAGAAUACUGGGACAAUUUGGUGAAACUCUCAUUCCCACAUCAAUACAUCUCUCUGGGAUUUAUUAUCCCGAAAACGCGGGAUGGGAAUGCUGCGGUAUCAGCAUUGCAGGCUGCUAUUAAAAAGACCCAGUCAGGGCCGGUCGAUGAUAGAUUUGCUAGCAUUACUAUCCUACGGCAAGAUUUCGACCCCCCAAUUCCAUCUCAGGAUGAAAAGGAACGACACAAAAUGGAAAAUCAAAAGAAACGACGGGAAGCUAUGAGUCGGGCGCGGAACAGCCUUCUCUUUACGACAUUGGGGCCGUCGACAUCCUGGGUCCUCUGGCUCGACGCCGAUAUUAUCGAGACCCCUGCGAGCCUGAUUCAAGAUCUGACAAAACACAACAAGCCCGUCAUCGUACCGAACUGCUAUCAACGUUUCCAAAAUCCAGACACAAAACAGAUGGAAAUACGGCCAUACGAUUACAAUUCAUGGGUAGACAGUUUGCAGGCACAGGAACUCGCCAAGGAUAUGGGCCCGGAUGAAAUUCUGCUGGAGGGAUAUGCAGAAAUGCCAACCUACAGAACACUGAUGGCUCACAUGGCCGACCUCUCUCCAAACCGGAAUACCGAUGUAAUAAUGUCACUUGACGGAGUCGGGGGAACAGCUCUUAUGGUAAAGGCGGACGUUCAUCGCGAUGGCGCAAUGUUCCCUGCUUUCCCUUUCUACCAUCUAGUAGAAACGGAGGGUUUUGCAAAGAUGGCACGAAGACUCGGGUGGAAGUGCUUUGGAUUGCCGAAUUAUUUUGUGUAUCAUUAUAACGAGUAA
Histoplasma capsulatum G186AR is the source of this 1451-nucleotide messenger RNA. RefSeq lists its product as uncharacterized. The transcript is spliced from 2 exons. Lineage: Eukaryota; Fungi; Ascomycota; Eurotiomycetes; Onygenales; Ajellomycetaceae. Gene Ontology annotation, molecular function: alpha-1,6-mannosyltransferase activity. Bases 312 to 1451 code for a protein of 379 amino acids. Gene Ontology annotation, biological process: protein N-linked glycosylation; cell wall mannoprotein biosynthetic process. The record is from RefSeq and is a predicted model, not a curated record. Gene Ontology annotation, cellular component: mannan polymerase complex.